Molecule: messenger RNA, 7738 nt
Organism: Salmo salar (Atlantic salmon)
Lineage: Eukaryota; Metazoa; Chordata; Actinopteri; Salmoniformes; Salmonidae
Product: serine/threonine-protein phosphatase 2A 56 kDa regulatory subunit delta isoform
Biological process (GO): protein dephosphorylation; signal transduction
Cellular component (GO): cytosol; nucleus; protein phosphatase type 2A complex
Molecular function (GO): protein phosphatase activator activity
Source: RefSeq, a predicted model, not a curated record
UAUAACGUGUGACUGGCCAAUGGUCUUUUUCUUGGCCUAGAAGGGCGCAGGGAGCUGAAGGUAACCGAGUGGCAGCGAUCGAGUCCCGGCGAAGUCUGUCGCGGAGUCACCGUGAAAAACACCAACAGCCACAAAAUGCCGAAUAAAACUAAAAAGGAAAAGGAGCCAACCAAAUCUGCCAAAAGUAGCACUAAAAACAGUAACGCCACUAGUGGGAAAGACACAGGAACUGAAAAUGCAGAUGAGGCGCAGCAGCAGCAAACUGCCAGCAAGCGUCCCAGCAACAGCACCCCACCACCCACUCAGCUCAACAAGAUCAAAUACUCUGGCGGUCCCCAGAUCGUCAAGAAGGAGCGUCGCCAGAGUUCGUCACGAUUCAACCUCGCCAAGAACAGAGAGCUGCAGAAGCUUCCUGCCCUCAAAGAUGCGCCCCUUAUUGACCGGGAGGAGCUGUUUGUGCAGAAGCUACGGCAGUGCUGCGUGCUCUUUGACUUUGUCACGGACCCUCUGAGCGACCUGAAGUACAAGGAGGUGAAGCGUGCCGGUCUGAAUGAGAUGGUGGAGUACAUCACGCACAACCGCGAUGUGGUCACCGAGUCCAUCUAUCCAGAGGGUGUCAUCAUGUUUUCAAUCAACUUGUUCAGGACCCUACCACCAUCCUCCAACCCCACGGGGGCUGAGUUUGACCCCGAGGAGGACGAGCCCACACUGGAGGCUGCCUGGCCACACCUACAGCUGGUGUAUGAAUUCUUCUUACGAUUCCUGGAGUCCCCUGAUUUCCAGCCUAAUGUCGCAAAAAAAUACAUUGACCAAAAGUUUGUACUGUCUCUCCUGGAGCUGUUUGACAGUGAAGACCCCAGGGAGCGGGACUUCCUGAAGACCAUCCUCCACAGGAUCUACGGCAAGUUCCUGGGCCUCCGGGCCUACAUCCGCAGACAGAUCAACAACAUAUUCUACAGGUUUAUAUAUGAAACGGAGCAUCACAAUGGAAUCGCAGAGCUCUUAGAAAUCUUAGGAAGCAUAAUCAACGGCUUUGCCCUGCCAUUGAAAGAGGAGCACAAAAUGUUCCUGAUCCGAGGGCUGCUGCCGCUUCACAAAGUGAAGUCACUCAGCGUCUACCACCCCCAGCUGGCAUAUUGCGUUGUGCAGUUCUUGGAAAAGGACAGCAGUCUAACUGAACCGGUGAUCAUGGGCCUGCUGAAGUUCUGGCCUAAGACCCACAGCCCCAAAGAGGUGAUGUUCCUCAACGAGCUGGAGGAGAUCCUGGACGUCAUCGAGCCCUCUGAGUUCGUCAAGAUCAUGGAGCCACUGUUCAGACAGCUGGCCAAGUGUGUGUCCAGUCCACACUUCCAGGUGGCAGAGAGGGCGCUGUACUACUGGAACAACGAGUACAUUAUGAGCCUGAUCAGCGACAAUGCAGCCAAGAUCCUCCCCAUCAUGUUCCCUGCUCUCUACAAGAACUCCAAGAGCCACUGGAACAAGACAAUCCAUGGGCUGAUCUACAACGCCCUGAAGCUCUUCAUGGAGAUGAACCAGAAGCUGUUUGAUGACUGCACCCAGCAGUACAAGGCUGAGAAACAGAAAGAGAAGUGCAAGCUGAAGGAGCGUGAGGAGGUCUGGCACAAGAUAGAGGAGCUGGCCAAGCAUAACCCGCAGGUUACCAACCUCCGACCUGGUCUCCACCCACAAGAAGAGUACAUGAUGUACAAUGAGAGUCCGGGAGGGGUGCCCUUGUACUCCAUGGAGACGGAGACGCCAACUGCUGAGGACAUUCAGCUGCUGAAGAAGACUGUCGAGACAGAGGCCACACAGGGGAUGAAGGACAUCAAGAAAGACAAGGUGAUGAUCCGGCGGAAGUCGGAGCUGCCGCAGGACGUGUACACUAUAAAAGCCCUGGAGCAGCACAAGAGAGCGGAGGAGUACCUGACGGCCAACGAGGAGGCCCUCUGACCAGGGAGCAGUGGCACCCCCUGCACCUAACACCCCCCCCGUGUCGCAUCCAACCAGUCACCUGCUUUUACGCCCCCUCUUCUCCUCCGCUUCUCCUCCCCCUCCACUCCUUCAUCUCUGCCGGAGACUCCUAUCUGCAGAAAACCAGGGCCAUCACAGAGACGGACAAGAACACACAUAUGCGCACAUAUAGGAACAUACAGACCUACAAUAGUUCCAGCUUGCACAAAAAUACACACAUACUUGACUACAGUGGGCCGAUCAUUAGGUUGCACGAGGACAACAAUAACACAACAGUAGUAUUAAGUGUAAGCAUCCGUGAAGCAUGUUUCUUUGUUUCCUUUUUGGAACCCAGCAUUACCUAUAGAGGGCAGUAGAUUGUGAUUGAUUCUCUUGCUAGCUAGCCUGGAGUGAGAGGGUGUGGGUAAUCUGAAUGGUUUGGUGGAUGAUGAGGCCAUGCUUUAGUCUAGCUGGAAGUCUAGUGAAAGUAGUGGUUCUGCUCUGUAAAAAACCCUAGCUGUCAGGUCAUGCCCAGGCAACAUAGUAAAUGUUGGGGAAACCUAGUCUGUGACACAAAGCUUACAAAACAACUUAGUGGUGCUGAGCUAUUAACCAAAAUGUUUUUUAAACAACUAAUUGACCGAUAUCGUUUCUAUUAUUUGAAUAACAUUUCUUUCAAAAAAAUGUCUGUAAGCUCAAUGCGCCGUUUUUCUAGAGAAAUCAGAUCAAGCCCAAACUGUACGAUAUAGUAGGGAGUUGUAGUUUCCAACAGGCCAAUAUUCUACAUAGUUUAGCGGGGAAAAUGUGGUAAUUACCUACAAUGACCAUAAUUCACUGAAAAUACGUAAUUGAUAGUUGGUAUUCAGCAGUCAUAAAAGUAUACCUUAUUUACUAUUGAAAUAUCAAUUUUGUCAGACAGCAUAGCUCUAUAGGGAUGAGAUUAUGACUUGGAAUGAAAUAAUCAAAUAAAACAAUUGUAAUAUACACAACUGAAAUAUUUUAUUAAAGUAAUGUGAAUAAAUGAUGGUUAAUAAGUGAUAAGCAGCACUGGGCAGUCAUUGCCAUCAUGGGACUUUUAUUAAUGAUUUUAUUCUGUGUUAAAGCUUUCAACCAACUAGUUCUGAGGAUUAGUGGUUUUUGAGGUCAGUUCGAUUAUUAAAAAGUAAUCACGGUUUUCAAUUUCGGUUUCGAUUAUUUAUUUAAAUAUAAAAUUCAUUAUGAAAUAAUGACAUUGCAAUGAUUUUCGAGCUUUUUGAUGGAAAUUCCGAACAUUAAAUUGCCAAAACAUUGAAAAUAUUCCAGUGUCUCUGUCAACUCCACAUUGGGUAGACAUCAAUAAAAAAUAGGACAUUUCUAUGAAAUAAUAAAAUAUUUUAGUUUUUAUUUGAUUUCUUUAUUAUUUUUAAUUCCUUAAAGUCAUCAUCUCAUCUCUGCUCAGGCAGUAGCAGUCAGCCAGCCAGGCCAUCUAACGCUAUCUAUGUGCUCCCCAUACUGUACUGUCUUCAGUCAUCCUAUUUAGCUAGCCUGCCUAAAGUAUGCUUCAGAGCUGACUGGCAAAAUAUAUAUUUUUUUUACUUGUUCUUCAAAGUAGAUAAGGCAUACUUUCACGAACUGUCUCUGUCCCUCUCAUUGUUUUGUUGUGUACAUUCCUCUCUCACGCAGUCUGUGUUUCUAACCUAACGUAGCAGGCUCAAAAGUGUAUCCUUCCAGAGAUCUGUAUAUAAUGACGAGAUGCUCAUGUCGCCACCCUAACAAUGUCAUUGUCCCAAAGGCGGGAAGGCAAGGGGACAAGCUUUGGUUCAAAAUAUUGGGCAGAUUUUGGCGACAGUGAAACCUUUCAUUCCGCCUCUUCCUCUCUGAUCCGUCUCUGUCCGAGCUGGAAAAAACAGGUGCAAUGGAUUAUGGUUAUUGUAGUUAAUUGCCAUGUUUCUGCAAUGAACUAGGUUGAACAUUUGCUUAAGGAAAACUACAACUCCCAUCAUCCCAGCGUCCCACAUAGUUCUUGACUUGAGUUCUCUCGUGAAUGAUUUGAUUUCCCACUAGUGAAACGGUGCAUUGGGCUCACAAAGAACGGUAAUUGAACUGAUGCCGGUCAAUUAGUUGUUUAAUAACCGGAGAAAAAAAAAAGAAAUGUUGGUUAAUCACUCAGCACAACAACCCACAUAAUGUAUAGAGCAUUUAAACCAUGAUUAUUUUUUCAUAACCAAACCGACCUCAAAAAGCACUAAUCGCUCAGCACUACAACUUAGGCAAGGCAAUUAAAUCAAAUGAGAGAGCACUAGGAAUCAAGAUGGCUGACUAUCUUAAUUGAAUUAUUUACUCUUCCAUGAGACUGUUUUGCUCACGUUUUAGUACUAUAAUUGUAUAUUUGUCACCUCUUUUUGCAUAGUAAAAUCAUGGCCUUACACCGUCUGUUGAAUUGCAUUCUCCCUGUUGAUUAGUCAUAUGCUAAUAACAUGAUUGUAAUCCUGAUGAUUGGUUUAUGUCAGAAUCCAUGAAAAAACAAUCACCUUAGUUCAGACCUAGCUGCUCACAUGAAUAGGUGUAGGUUUGUGUUUUUGUUUUGGUCUGUUUUUGACAGCGUUUUGUAGUUCACAAAACUGAUAUGGCUUUUCAUAUGUUAAUUCCUAGCCGGUCUUCUGAAAAGCACUCAAAGAUACAAAACCGUGAUAUAUUAGCAAUUGUCUGUACAAGAGAAUGAGUUGACAAAUGUCUCAACUUGUAAUAGAACUGUAAAAUGUUUCUUGUAUUUUUUAUAAUUAGAGGUGUAGCUCAAAAAACGAAUCAUGUCACUGUGUCAAAAAAAAAACUCAGAAAAUAAUUCUGUUAGAUAGAAUGUCAGGUUAAUAUUGUCCUCAAGUGGUUGGUCUUUAGGAAAAGCAACCAUAACCUGGUGCAGAAUUAGUCCAUCCUUUUCUCCGCUUUCUCAAAGAUAACCUCCUUGUUCUGUCUACAGACUCUUGACUGCCAUGAUUGUUAUCCCAACUCAUCCAUUCCUCCGUCAAAUUCAUGUUAAUGUGUUUAUUAAUGUUUCUGGCCCAAUGCUUAAUGUCGCCUCAGCCUCUAAUUAUUCCUCUCUAGCCUUCUUCUUGCCUUUAUUUUUUUAUUAGUUUUUUUGUGGAUUUAUACUGAACAAAAAUAUAAAUGGAACAUGCAACAAUUUCAAAGAUUUUACUGAAUUACAGUUCGUAUAAGGAAAUCAGUCAAUUGAAAUAAAUUCAUUAGGCCUGCUAAUCUAUGGAUUUCACAUGACUGGGAAUACAGAUAUGCAUCUAUUAGUCACAGAUACCUUUAAAAAAUGUAGGGGCGUGGAUCAGAAAACCAGUCAGUAUCGGUGUGACCACCAUUUUCCUCAUGCAGCGUGACACAUCUCCUUCCCAUAGAGUUGAUCAUGCUGUUGAUUUGUGGAAUGUUGCCCCACUCCUUUUUAGUGGCUGUGCAAAGUUGCUGGAUAUUGGCGGGAACUGGAACACGUUGUCGUACACAUCAAUCCAGAGCAUCCCAAACAUGCUCCAUGGGUGACAUUUUCAGGUGAUAAUGCAGGCCAUGGAAGAACUGGGACAUUUUCAGCUUCCAGGACUUGUGUACAGAUCCUUGUGACAUGGGGCUGGGCAUCAUCAUGCUGAAACUUGAGGUGAUGGCAGCGGUUGAAUGGCACGACAAUGAGCCUCACGAUCUAUUCACAGCAUCUCUGUGCAUUCAAAUUGCCAUCGAUAAAAUGCAAUUGUGUUCAUUGUCUGUAGCUUAUGCCUGCCCAUACCUUAACCCCACCGCUACCAUUGGGCACUCUGUUCACAACGUUGACAUCAGCAAACCGCUCACCCACACGAUGCCAUACACGUGGUCUGCGGUUGUGAGGCCGGUUGGACGUACUGCCAAAUUCUUUAAAAUGACAUUGGAGGCAGCUUAUGGUAGAGAAAUGAACAUUACAUUCUCUGGCAAUAGUUCUGGUGAACAUUCCUGCUGUCAGCAUGCCAAUUGCACGCUUCCUCAAAACUUGAGACAUCUGUGACAUUGUUAUGUGACAAAACUGCACAUUGUAGUGGCCUUUUAUUGUCCCCAGCACAAGGUGAACCUGUGUACUGGUCUUGCUAUUUAAUCAGCUUCUUGAUAUGCCACACCUUUCAGGUGGAUGUAUUAUCUUGGCAAAGGAGAAAUGCUCACUAACAGAGAUGUAAACAAAUUUAUGCACAAAAUUUGAGAGAAAUAAGCUUUUUGUUAGUAUGGAACAUUUCUGGGAAAGUGUAUUUCAGCUCAUGAAACAUGCGACCAACACUUUACACGUUGCAUUUAUAUUUCUGUUCAGUGUAUGUUUCUUGAAAAUGCUCCUCUGUUGAGUCGGCCUCAUUGUAGAAAGGUAAGGGUUGUUUCAGUUCAAGUGUAGGGAAUCUCUACAAAAUAUCCUAUUCCGUUUUCUCUUCCUCCAAACCGGCUUGAUUCAAUAGGUCUCUGUCGUAGAUUGUGUUCUAUUCUUUCUUUCAAGCACUCAAGCAAUAUUUUUUGGUUUAGGAAACAAACUCAUGCACUUUGUUUUGUGCACUUCCAUACACAAUUCAUCCUCCUUAAAGGACUAUCUACAGAUGAGAAAAGAUACUUGCUUCACUAAUCAGGCACAAUUAUUAUGUUGGAAAAAGGAAAGCCUGCGAUUACUGUUCCAAAUAUUUGUUUUACCGUAUAUUGUAAUGUAUAUUGCUUAGGGUUGCAACCCCUUGUCCUGUAGGUUUAUCCCAUUUACCACUCCCCCCCUCUUGUUUCUUACCACUUGCUGUAUGAUGUCAUUUCUUUGUAAGGGUCUCAUCUAUUGAUUGAGCUUCCUGUCAAUCACUCCAACAGUAGGGAACAACUCCCUCUAUGGCUGCUGGGCAAAGUGACUCGUCAUCUCACCCAGGCAAUCUCUUGAACUGCAUUGUUGGUUAAGAGCUUGUAAGUAAGCAUUUCACAGUAAAGUCUACACCUGUUGUAUUCCACGCAUGUGACAAAUAAAAUUGGAUUUGCUUAGUGAAAGGUUGGCUGCCAAUGUUUCCUCCCCCCCAUGACAGUAAUCAUGUUAGAGCAGUCUUAAUCCAAGCUAUCUGGAGCUGUUUAUUAUAUAAUCUCAAUUUCCUUACAUUUAAAUCCGUUUAUCCUUACACUUAAAUAUAUUUAUCUUGUACUGUGCUGUUAUCAAAGUAGCGAUAACCUCUACACUCACCCUGCGUGGAACAAAUCUCAUCGGCUCAGAUAGCAGAUGAGAUUUGGCAAAUCCAAAGACCCGUGCUCUAAAUUGUAUUUUUCUGGUGAGGUUUGAAAAAGUAAGCUGUGCAUGAGACAUUUCUAUUCAAACGCAGUAUAUUAUAUGUUGCUAUAUCAUUUAAAAUAUUAGUUCAUAACAAUACAAUGAAUGUAACUGUUCUCUUACCUGACUGAACAAGGCACAUGCAUUCCUACUGACCAUGCUUCCAAAAGGUAGCUGUUGAAACAUUCCAGACUCGCUAAGCGGUAGCAUUGUUACUGUACACUAAAUGCCAUUGCUGGGUGUCAAGUGAUGACAUGGAACUGUGCUUAGUUUGUCCAGCAGCCACACAAACUGAAGAUUACAUUUUGAAACAAAGGGUCUUGCUCCACUCCCUCCUGCACUCUGUCCAGUUCUGACACUAAUCUUAAAUUGCCUUCCUGGUCAUAUGUACAUAUGUUGUACUUUAAUUAGUUAGAGCAUUACAUAGUAUGAAAAUCAUUUUGUACAGAUGUUCAUGUAUGUACAGAACAAAAGAAAAAGGCAAAAAAAUAAAGUGGACAUGUUUGACAUCCA